Molecule: messenger RNA, 1165 nt
Organism: Thalassophryne amazonica
Lineage: Eukaryota; Metazoa; Chordata; Actinopteri; Batrachoidiformes; Batrachoididae
Product: gamma-glutamylaminecyclotransferase-like
Exons: 2
Coding region: 163-630 (155 amino acids)
Molecular function (GO): gamma-glutamylaminecyclotransferase activity
Source: RefSeq, a predicted model, not a curated record
UAUGUUUGUUGUUGCUGCUGUAACUAACUUUUAUAAAUUAACCCAUUAUCACGAGAAAACAAGCCACGUUCGUGGUGUUCAGAAAACGGCAUUAAAAUAUUUGCAAGCCUGGCUGUUCUCGGCGUCCACACUCGCCUGUUGUGUCUACGACCCUGCUUCCACAUGGCUCAUGUCUUUGUGUACGGCACUCUGAAGAAGGGCCAACCCAACUACCACCAAAUGCUAGACUGCACCAAUGGAAAGGCAGAGUUCCUCGCCACAGCGUGCACCACACAGAAAUUUCCUCUCAUCAUUGCGAGCAAGUAUAAUAUUCCUUUCCUUCUCAACAUUCCCGGCCAGGGCCACUAUGUCCAAGGGGAGAUCUACAAGGUGAAUGACAAGAUGCUGAAAUUUCUGGAUGACUUUGAAAGCGUUCCCACCAUGUACCAGCGGACUCUGCUGAAACUGGAGGUAAAGGAGUGGGUAGGAUCAAAGGAUGGAGAGGAGGCACCGAAACCCGGGAGCAUCGUGGAAGCGUUGGUGUAUAGCACAACAACGUACAAGCCACACUGGCUUUCGCUGCCAUGCUACGAAAGCUACGACUCUGAUGGCGAUCACGGGCUACAGUAUUUUUGCAGAGAAUGCAGGUGAAGUUACCUAUUGGUUAGAUAUUUAACAGACAUUACAGAAUACUAUGUGAGAUAUCAAACGUAAAAAGUCACUGCAGCUCGCUAGGCCUGCCGAACGCUAUAACGCAUCGCUUUUAAUAAAAAAAAAAAUGCAUUGAAUUCCAGCGUUGUGCAGCUGGGUGACGGAGACGAUAUUUAAGAGAAUCAGUGUGAAAUUUCAGGAUGUAAUCCAAAGAAUAAGUGAUAAAACACCAUUUACACCUGACCAGCAGUCAGCCAACCAGAGUACAUAGUAAAAAUAGCAUUUUUCUAUUUUAUAGAAAUAAUUCGCCAUGUAAGAUGUCAAGGUUCUGAAUAUUUUUCACAGUAGCAGAAUGCUGCUGACAGUGGAAAUUGAAGGUUUUUGACAUACCAUUUGUAAUAUUUAAGAAUAAGGUAGUUUGAACCACCAGAAAUUUAAAAAGUGUGGCAGCAUAUGAUUUUAGUUACUUUGAUGUGGGACUUGUUUCAAAAAUAAAAUUGUCAUUUCAGAUAAAUGUAAUUUCAGUUGCACUUAC